Messenger RNA from Blastomyces dermatitidis ER-3, 2214 nucleotides. Its product is annotated as C6 transcription factor. Gene Ontology annotation, cellular component: nucleus. The record is from RefSeq and is a predicted model, not a curated record. The transcript has 5 exons. Gene Ontology annotation, molecular function: zinc ion binding; DNA-binding transcription factor activity, RNA polymerase II-specific; DNA binding. Gene Ontology annotation, biological process: DNA-templated transcription; regulation of DNA-templated transcription. Lineage: Eukaryota; Fungi; Ascomycota; Eurotiomycetes; Onygenales; Ajellomycetaceae. Bases 1 to 2214 code for a protein of 737 amino acids.
AUGCUCACCACGGCUCUCCGUAAUGGCGUAACCGAAAAGGUUACAAAACGCAAGCUGAAGGCCCACUCCGAACACCUCAUGAAGCGCGUCUCGAGAGCUUGUUUGCACUGUCGCCAGCGCAAAUCUAGAUGCGACUUGGAUAGUAGUGGAAGCCCAGGAACUCCGCCUUGUCAGCGGUGUCUGCGAGACCAUCGUGAAUGCGUUCUGGGUAGCUCUAACAGAGGAGGGCGGCGUAUUCGCAAGCCAAAAACUACCAAUAUUGAGAUGAAUUCAAAUUCCUCCCCCACCAAAGUGCUGCAACUGCCUCCGACCGGCGUCUCUGGUCCUUCAGAACCCCAUUCGUUCCCGCAGCCUUAUCCGCCAGAUCACUAUGGACGAUCCGAUCCACCCACCACUUCCACUAUCAAUAUCGACGACGACGAUGAUUCCGCCUCAACUACGGACAGCGCAAUCGGAUCCGUUCCACGGAACCCGUCUGACGCAUGGCAGUGUCUGACAAAUGUUGCCAAGCGAGGGUCAGAAAGCGCAAACCUCGAUAAAACCGGAGAUCAUUAUUCAGAGUCGAAAAGACGUACUAGACUAACUGGUGUUGAAGAUGAGGACCCUGAGCCGGGAAUCAAGGCAUAUCGCCUUAUCAAGAACAGGUCCCUCACCCGUGAAACUGUUUCCCAGCUUGUGACGCGUUACGCGGAAAAUUUCCAUCCUUAUCUUCCCCUUGUUCCACGAAAAUACUUUGAUCCAGCUGCUCUAGAAUCAUUUGCGUCACAGGAAAAGCAUCUGCUUACCGCAGUCCUUACCAUCGCCUCAAAGGACCUUGUCGAAACCCCGCAGGUUCAUGAGGUUUGCUCCAAGUAUAUGCAUGAACUAAUAUCUGGCAUUGCCGCUGGAACAGAUUGCGAUGUUGAGGCGGUUGAAGCAUUGCUGAUCCUCGCCGAAUGGGAACCACAAGGCCUACGGCCGAAAAUUGAAGCCGUGGGGCGAGGAGAGGAAGAUAGGGCAGCGUGGAUGCACGUGGGACUAGCUCUACGCUCGGGAUAUUUCCUUGGGCUUGAUCGGACUUCUUUCAGAAGUGAUCCCGCCAACGACGCGCAGGUCGACGGACGGAAGCGACUGGCAUGGACUAGCUGCUAUAUUUCGGAUCGAUUGAUAUCCGUUCGCAUCGGACGAGCAUUUUGGUCGCGGGGCCCUGGCCCAAUGACGGGACUUGUUAGCAAAGACUUUCCGUCUCUACAACCUCUCACUUCAGAUGAUGAAGACUACGCCAAGAUCUUCCAAGCGCUGUUGGACCUCACACAGUUGUACGGAAACGUUCACGAUGUCCUCUACUCAGGAAUGCGCACGAGCAGUCAAAUGAUGUUGAUGGGAGAUUACGUGAAAUACGUCGACGACUUUCGAAAUGCACUUGACCGCUGGAAUCGGAAUUGGGGCACAUUAACCUGCUCUCAACACAUCAAGGUGACCCUACAGAUGUCUUACGAAUAUCUGAGGCUAUACACAAACGCUUUUGCGUUCCAAGCGGCAAUUUCCCAAGCACUCACCUCCAAACCCAAGGGAGAUGCUCCAAGUCACAGAGAGCACCUACGGGCAGCAUUUAGCAACGUUGCAUCUAUGCAGGAUGCCCGUUUUAUAUACGCAUCAGUUGAUGCCGCGAAAUCAUACCUCACAAUUCUGAAUAACUAUGUUGAUCCCGAGAAACAUUUACAUUUCAUGCCUCUUAGAUAUUAUCUAUAUAGCAUUUAUGCCGCUGUAUUCCUAUACAAGGCCCGCUCAUUUGGAGUAAUGAACCCUCCUGAGGAGCAAGCUGUGCGACAUUUGAUAAACCUUACGACAGACAGACUUCAUAGAGCGAGUGCAGGGCCCGACGACAUCGGCUCCCGCUAUGCUCGGCUACUCGAGCUUCUCUGGAAACCCAAGUCAUCGUCCUCAUCGUCAUCUAACACCCACGAGACGCUGCGCAAGGACGGAAAUAUCCCGACAGGAACAGUCCCAAAUAGACUUCCAGAGCAGACAUAUAUGCAAUAUUCACCAAUGAACGAUUUCUCCUGGUUGGAUCUAGAGGCUGUCGGUGACUAUGUCUCUGGAUAUCCAAUCGGGAAUCCCAACCUUCUCGGCAUGAAUUCAUUUCCACAUCAUAAUCCAUUCCCGGUAACCUCAGAGACGAUUUGGCCUGUUCAAAACUGGCCGGUUGAUCUUAACGGUAACUUAUUAUUUUGA